Messenger RNA from Argentina anserina (silverweed cinquefoil), 2467 nucleotides. RefSeq names its product RAP domain-containing protein, chloroplastic. The record is from RefSeq and is a predicted model, not a curated record. Lineage: Eukaryota; Viridiplantae; Streptophyta; Magnoliopsida; Rosales; Rosaceae. Gene Ontology annotation, cellular component: mitochondrial matrix; ribonucleoprotein granule; chloroplast. The coding region runs from base 60 to 1973 and encodes 637 amino acids. The transcript is spliced from 4 exons. Gene Ontology annotation, biological process: mitochondrial RNA processing; regulation of mitochondrial mRNA stability; chloroplast rRNA processing. Gene Ontology annotation, molecular function: RNA binding.
AGAUGGAGUAGCAGGAGCAGCUCGAUAAAUCCAACUUGCCCAGAAAACUAGUGGUAAACAUGCAAGGAUUACUUAAUGCCUUCUCUUAUCAAAUUCGUUUGAAACCCCAAAUUGCUCCGGUGACGAAAACUGGGCUCCUCGCCCAGAAAGUUGAGCUCGUUUUUCCAAGAAGAAACUGCUUCCAUAUAUGCAGAGAUAAUACUACUGCCAUUAGCUCCGCCAGUGAUGAAGAGGAAAAAGAGAAGGGUAAUAUGGACUGGGAAUUGGAGUUUCUUGGAGAGCUUGAGAACAAGAAAAAAAAACAACCUACAUCAAAGCUACUUCAAGAUACUGAGGGCAUGGAUUGGUGUGUGAGGGCAAGAAAGACUGCCCUAAAAUCUAUUGAAGCCAAGGGCUGGUCUCACAGAAUGGAAGAUAUGAUUACCAAAAAGAGGAAAAAGAAAAAGAACAAGAAGAAGCUGACCACGAAAGAGAAAAUGAUUAAGAAAAGCAAACAAGUACUAGAAGGUUUUGAUUCAGAGGAAGACUUUGACAUGCAAGGUGUAGAUGCAUUAGAUGGUUCUACCGACUUAAGAACAACCGUAAGUAUGCUGGGAGGUGGGAUGUUUGAAGAGAAAAAGGAGAAGACCAUGCAAGAUUUUGUUCAGCGGCUUUCCCAAUUUUCAGGGCCAUCUGAUAGAAGGAAAGAAAUUAACUUGAACAAGGCGAUUGUUGAAGCACAAACUGCAGAAGAAGUUUUGGAGGUUACUGCAGAGACAAUCGUGGCUGUAGGGAAAGGCUUGAGUCCCUCACCCCUCUCCCCUUUGAACAUUGCAACUGCUCUUCAUCGAAUUGCCAAGAACAUGGAAAAAGUUUCAAUGCUGGAGACACGUAGAUUGGCUUUUGCUCGUCAAAGAGAGAUGUCUAUGCUUGUAGGAAUAGCAAUGACAGCCUUACCCGACUGUUCAGCUCAAGGUAUUUCUAAUAUCUCCUGGGCAUUGUCUAAGAUAGGGGGUGAUCUGCUAUACUUGUCAGAAAUGGAUAGAGUUGCAGAGGUGGCCUUAACCGAGGUUGAGGAGUUCAAUUCACAGAAUGUCGCUAAUAUUGCGGGUGCUUUUGCCUCCAUGAAGCACUCUGCUUCUGAUCUUUUUCCAGAGUUAUCAAAGAGAGCAUCUCAUAUCAUUCACACUUUCCAAGAGCAAGAGCUUGCUCAGGUUUUGUGGGCUUUUGCUUCUUUAUGUGAGCCUGCUGAACCUUUGCUGGAUUCUCUAGAUAAUGUUUUCAAAGAUGCACACCAAUUUAUAUGCUUCCCAAACAAAGAGCAAUCAUACCUCAACAGAGAAAAUGGUAUAGACAACAUUGGAGAUGUUGACAUCAAUGGCAUUGCACAUGCUCCUGUGCUCAGUUUCAGAAGGGAUCAGCUUGGUAACAUAGCAUGGUCAUAUGCUGUUCUAGGACAAAUGGACCGCAAUUUCUUUACCCAUGUGUGGAAAACUCUUAGCCAAUUUGAGGAGCAAAGAAUUUCAGAACAGUAUAGGGAGGAUAUCAUGUUUGCUUCUCAAGUUCAUCUAGUGAACCAGUGCUUGAAGCUUGAGUGUCCACAUCUUCAUUUAUCUCUAAAGAGAGAUCUAGAGGAGAAAAUAGCACGUGCCGGUAAAACUAAGAGAUUUAAUCAGAAAAUGACAUCCUCUUUCCAGAAGGAGGUUGCUCAUCUUCUUGUUAGCACUGGCCUUGAUUGGAUCAAAGAGUAUGUUGUGGAUGGGUACACCUUGGAUGCCGUUGUAAUUGAUAAGAAGAUUGCUCUGGAGAUUGAUGGCCCAACUCAUUUCUCAAGAAAUACUGUGGCUCCCUUGGGACACACUGUACUCAAACGCCGCUACAUAACUGCUGCUGGUUGGAAAGUUGUGUCUUUGUCUCAUCAAGAGUGGGAAGAACUUGAAGGUGGGUUUCAGCAGGAAGACUACCUAAGAGAAAUUCUGAAGGAUCACCUUUAGACGUGGUAUGCACUAUGAAGGUGAAAGAGAGGGGACGAAAGAAAGGCAGAUAAGUACAUUUAAUCAGGCACCCUAUGUCAUGUUAAAUUGUUAAUAGAAGAUAUCGGUGCAAGUCCAACUAGUGUAAUGUCAUUCUGAGAAGUGAGAUGCAGUAUCAGUAUAUACCGUUAGUGCUCUCCCUUGACAUUCCCUGGUGAUGAAUCGGUUCUGAGAGUCAAGAAACUUGAGUGCAUUAUUGGCAAUUGUAACAUGAGUUGAUGAUUAUUGUCAAUAUUUGAUAACGUAGCUUUGAAAACAGUUUGUAUAUAUUAUCAUCAGAGCAUCUCCGAUGCAUGGCGUGCAUCUUCACAUCCGGUCAUUUAUGUAGUUCGUUUCAUAUUAGUCACUUCUGUAGUUAGUUUCAGACGAGACAUGAAACAUUAGUCAGGUUUAUUUUCCAUCUGAAUAUCAACUGAAUCCCGCAAUAUAUAAUUCACAAAGAAACAUUUGUUGUU